Messenger RNA from Penaeus vannamei (Pacific white shrimp), 1404 nucleotides. RefSeq lists its product as uncharacterized. The record is from RefSeq and is a predicted model, not a curated record. NCBI's taxonomy places the organism in Eukaryota, Metazoa, Arthropoda, Malacostraca, Decapoda, Penaeidae.
UUUUCGGAGAAGACGCUUGCCCGCGCCACAUGACUGAGGAGUAUCAAGGAAUGGAUUUGUGUUGGUCUGAUUUCCUUUUGAAGCUAUUGACACUACCUGAUAUUGACCAUAACAGCAUCUUUCUGUUAUUGUGCUGAUUUCUAUUAACUGAACAUGUUUGCCCUGCGUGUCAAGAUAUGGUUUGGUGAAUUCAAGCUGAAGAGAUGGGAGGUCUCAUUGUUGUUGGAUCAUAAAUAAAGUACUGUGCAUGCAAUACAUGUCUCCAUUGUCCCAUCUCCUAGUAGAAAUCACAAAACAAUCCAGCAACAGACCAACAUGGGCAGAACUCAAGAAUGUGAAACUGGCUGGGAUGACGAGAAAACCCUCAGAAAACAACGAGGCAUCGCCAAAGGAUGCUUUACCACAAAAGUAAGAGUGUUCCUUGACUGUAAAGAGAAAAAUGAACCUUUAGAAGUGUUAGGUGCAGUUUUUAAUGAAAUUUGUGAAAAUUUCAAAAGAGUAGAAAUUAUAAAUGAACGUCUGCUUCAAGUAGUUGAUGAUGAUAAACAAAUUAGUGAACAUCUGAAUUAUAUAUGUGAAAUAGAAAAGAUCAAGUGUGAUAUCCAUUCAGCAUUGGUGUUGUUAAAGAUUGAAACACAGAAACUUGCUCCACAGUCUGAUAGUUCAUGUAGUAUACUUGUUAAGAAAGUAGAUCCUCCAGUUUUUUAUGGCAAUGUCCGAGAGUUCCCAACUUUCAUGAAAGAUUACACACGCUUGGUGAUAGCCCGUCAUGGGAGAGAUCCAUUUAUACUGAGAAGAUCUUUACAAGGAAAGGCUAAAGAAAUUGUAGGGGGUUUAGAUGAAUUUGAUCAGAUGUGGGAUAGGCUGAAAGAACGGUUUGGUUCCACUUCAAAGGUUGUGGAUGCUGUUUUGGCUGAAAUUAGUAUUUUAAUGCCAGUCCCUGAAGGUAAUACUCGGAAGUUACGUGAGGUAAUAAAUGUUGUUGAGCGAGCAUGGUUAGACUUAAAGAAAAUAGACAGAGCAAAUGAAAUAGAGAAUUCUACUGUAGUAACUAAAAUUGAAAGAUUACUUCCUAAUAGUUUAAAAAGGGAAUGGACUCAUAAAGCUCAAGCCUUAAGUGACCAAGAGAGGUUUCAGAGUCUUGUAAAAUUUUUGACUGGAGAACGUCAGGUUAUAGAGUACAUGGAAGAUGAAUCUAGGACGGCAGGGAUGAGCACUAAGGCAGCCAUUCAUUAUGUUACUAAUGGUGAAGGUGAAGAAAAUGUAGAUAAUCUGACUAGCAAUCACCAAAUUGGCUCAGAAUCAGGAAGUUUGUCAGAAGCAAAUGCUAGACUGUUUUGCCAAUCUGUCACAGGCAAUGGUAAAUCUAGCAAAUAGAAGUCAGUUUGGUAGUGAAACGAAGGG